GUUGUGAUAGCCAGGUGCAUUUUGGAUUAGAUACCGAUGUUAAAAUACAGAUGCAUAACGCUGAGGGCAAUGACAACACACGUGUACCAAACAUGCAUGACGUGAAGGCAGCAUGAGUCACGCGUUGUUUGCUUCAGAUAGUGCAAAUAUGGCGGAAGAUGGAGAAUCGCUGGAGUCCUGGCUUAACAAAGCCACCAACCCUUCCAACAGACAGGAAGACUGGGAGUUCAUAAUGGGAUUCUGUGACCAAAUCAAUAAGGAACUGGAAGGCCCACAAAUAUCCGUUAGACUGUUGGCUCACAAGAUUCAGUCCCCUCAGGAAUGGGAGGCGAUACAAGCAUUAACGGUUCUUGAGGCUUGUAUGAAAAACUGCGGUCGACGGUUUCAUAAUGAAGUUGGGAAAUUUAGGUUUUUAAAUGAAUUAAUUAAGGUGGUUUCACCCAAAUAUCUAGGAGAGAAAGUAUCGGAGCGAGUGAAGACUAAAGUGAUCGAGAUGCUGUACAGUUGGACCGUGUCUCUACCAGAUGAAGCAAAGGUCUUUGAAGCGUAUGAGAUGCUGAAGUCACAGGGUAUUGUUUUAGUUGACCCAGAAAUCCCACUUGAUGCUACAUUAAUACCAUCGACUUCUCCGCCACCCAAGAAUCCUGUGUUUGAUGACGAGAAGAAGAGCAAGAGAUUAUCAGAACUGCUGAAGAGCAAAAAGCCUGAAGAUCUGCAAGAGGCCAAUCUGCUCAUCAAGAACAUGGUCAAGGAGGACGACGUGAGAACACAGAAAGUGACAAAGCAAAAAAGCACACUGGAGGCCGUCAACAACAGCGUGAAAGUCCUUAACGAGAUGAUUGCUCACUUCAGCCCGGACGACUCCACAGACGGAGACAAGGAGCUCAUUAGGGAGCUGUAUGGUGAUUGUGACAAGCUCAGGCAAACAGUGUUUCAGCUCGCUACUGAGACUGAAGAUAAUGACAGCAGCUUGGGAGACAUCCUGCAGGCCAGUGAUGAUCUCUCACAUGCCAUUAAUUCCUAUAAGAGGACUGUGGAAGGACAGAUCGUCAAUGGAGAGAGCGGAGAAGCACAACAAACACAAUUAUCAGUCAGACAAGGUCGCACAAACCAGUCAGAGAUUCUGAUUGACCUGGUGGGUCUGGACAUCCAGAGCGUGUCUCUACCAGAGCAGCAACCCCCAACAUCUCUGUCUAUUCCUGCUGACCUGCUGUGUGGGUCUGCUGCCACCAACCAUCAGUCCCACUGCCCCAGUGUGCCCUCAGCAGCACUCUCUCUGCUGGAUGAAGAGCUACUAUCGUUUGGCCUCACUGAACCCGCUGCAAGUACAUCAACACAUGAAAACCUGAGAAAUCAUUUGCCAUCUUUACAGGAUUCCGGUCAAGAUUUGGAUUUUUUUGACACAACUUUGCCUACGGUUCCCGCGUUCUCUACAUCUUCACUUUUUCCAGACGCACUCUCUAUGACAGUUGCAGUCAACCCAACGCAGUCUUCUACAACUGCGUCUGCCUUAAGCUUUCCUGGCGCUGUCUUCUCCACGCCUCCGGUUUCUACGCAAUCCGUCUCGACAACAUCGGUCAUAUUCCCACAGCCACUCGGCUCAGUAAUGACCACCACGGCCCCAGCUGCCCUUCCUCAGUCAAUCAGCAUUGCCCCGCCUGCCUCCUCAGCAGCCCCUGUCACUCCACAAUGGCUCUCCACUGGAGCGUCCCACACAACUUCAACUUCUCUUAGUAACAAUCUGCAAGACCUUGCCUUGCUGGAUCUGGGCAGUCCUAAAAUGACACCUGCUGUGAUGGAUUUAGGCAGCUUUCUGAUCAAAAGUGAGGAUUUGCUUGCUCCUGUUACCCCAUCUUCCAGUCUCUGUGUUUCCUCCACCACAUCCAACUCACCUGCUCGUACAGCGAUGCAAGGAGGGUCCACUGCCCCACCUGCCAAGAGUCAGGCAGAUGACAGCCCUCUGUUACGCUCUCUGUCCCCCAUCCCCCCUCUGGGCCAGGCCAGCCCGGGCAAGGGACAAGAUGCUCUGUCCAAUGUCUUUGUCCCUCUGGAGGUCAUCAAGCCAAGUCAAAUGUGUCCUGUGACAGCAUAUGACAAAAACGGGGUCCGUGUUCUGCUGCAUUUUGCCACUGACUGUCCGGCAGGUCGACCUGAUGUGCUGGUGAUGGUGGCGUCCAUGCUUAACACUGCGCCGCUGCCUGUCAGGAGCAUUGCUCUACAAGCUGCUGUGCCCAAGACGAUGAAAGUGAGACUGCAAUCACCCUCCGGGACAGAGCUGGCUCCUUUUAACCCAAUCCUUCCCCCUGCUGCCAUCACUCAGGUCAUGCUGCUUGCAAAUCCUCUCAAGGAAAAGGUUCGGAUGAGAUACAAACUGGCAUUCAUGCUGGGAGAGCAGCCACACUCAGAAGUGGGGGAGGUGAAUGAGUUUCCACCUGCUGACAGAUGGGGGGCCCUAUAGCUCUGCCUACCGACACUACAAGACUUCUUUAACAAUUUUUAGUUUGUCAGUGCAGCUCGGGAAAGUCAAGAAAAAAAGGCUGGUGUAUAUGAAAACCUUUAGGGAAAGAUAUAACGUACAGUAAACUUUAAUGGACCUUUUUUGAAGGAGUUUUUCUGCUUGACAUGGCCAACUGAAGGAGCCAAAGUCCUGUAGCGUACAUCCUACUAAAACUUGACUACGGUGCAAGAGGUAGUCACUGUGGUGCAGUAACAAAUGAUGUGAAGUUGUUAAACGUGGAGGAUGGUUAUGUGGGGAGAUCAUUGGUAAUGUUUAAUAUUGCUAAACUGUAUCAGGUUGUUAUUAUUAUUAUUAUUAUUAUUAUUAUUAAUAUUAAUAAUAUUUUAGCCGUUUGCUCUUAUUUUAAUGUUCCUAUUUCCCUUAAUGCCAGACAGUCUUAAUAUAGAACAGAAAUACAUGUUGAAGGAGAUUGUGAAGCCAGGGUGAUAUGAACAUGUGGCCACAACAUGUGCAUUUGACAUGAUUUGCUGCGGACUAUGUCUGGUAGCAGAGUUUUACGCUGAAGACAUUGGACUGAAGCAGACAAGAGCUCCUCUGUUGCUAAAUAAAAAGCACUCACAGAUGAUUAAGAAUGAAUUACUCUUAGUUGACUUCCUUCACUAUGCCUCACAGUUACCACUGAAUACUUGUACUUGUCUUCUAAGUUCUAUACUAACUCAAAGCUUAGACUCUUGUUAUGCUUUUUAGUCUUUCAGUAUUUAUUGACAUGAAUGUAGUAUUUAUUUUUGUUAUGGGAGGAAAUUGUCAGAUCUGCUAAUGUCCUGUUUGGUAUUGCAAUCGACAGCUGUAUUCCUUGUGCGUACUCUUCUUAUGAUGAACACUUUCAGUAUUGCAGUAAGAUGGGCACAAAUCAGUAGUGGGCUGUCUAAAGAGGCUUUAACGUUACCAAAUAUUUAGACAGACAUUUUAUAAUAUGUUACAGUAUGUACGGACUGGGUGGAUUCUGAUGAAUUGCAUAGCUCAUUACAUGUCAAGGUUGUGCACUCUGGAUAGCAUUUUCAUAUAAAAAUGUAAUUCCUGCAAGAUAAAACAGCAGUCUUGUGCCAGAUAUAUUAACCCCUUUUACUUGGUAGGUGCUACAGGAGCUAUUAAGGGCAAGGAUCAAUUGUAUACAUUAAGCGGAUAAGCUUUAGGAAGUACUGACCAACUGACAAUUAAAUGGCUGGAGACAGAAAUGAAUAUUGCUUGACGUUAAUUAAAUGCUGUGCAUAGCUUUGACCUUGCUUCUCCUCUUAGACCAUGUUGUGGAAACCAAACUAAGGGGGUAGGUUAUUUACCCUUGAGCAACUGUAAAUGUUUAGCUUGUGUGGGAGUUUUUUUAUAUCCAACUAGGAAAAUAUUUCUUUGAGCAAGCCUUGAGAAAAUACUGUGUAUCAAUAGUAAAACCUUGACGGUUAAUUCAAAGCAUUAGGGUUACCAUGUGUUCAUCAAAAACUGUGACUCCUUUAUUUUUGUCUUUUUGGGGCUAUUAGUGCUAUACAGGAGAGUCUACAUAUUUCUUAUAAAUCUAUUUAUUUGUCUUAAAUUGUCAUGAUGAACUUGUCAUUGCAUAUUUUUUGAAAAACUUUCUGUGCAUGGAAAAAAUAAAGAAUGAGAUGGAUCUAUUUGUAUUACAA
Messenger RNA from Cottoperca gobio, 4134 nucleotides. It is a transcript of the gene gga3a, whose product is annotated as golgi associated, gamma adaptin ear containing, ARF binding protein 3a. Gene Ontology annotation, molecular function: small GTPase binding; ubiquitin binding; phosphatidylinositol binding. Gene Ontology annotation, biological process: Golgi to plasma membrane transport; intracellular protein transport; protein localization to cell surface. NCBI's taxonomy places the organism in Eukaryota, Metazoa, Chordata, Actinopteri, Perciformes, Bovichtidae. The record is from RefSeq and is a predicted model, not a curated record. Gene Ontology annotation, cellular component: trans-Golgi network.